AUGGACAUGGUCGAUCACGUAGUCGAUGAGCGCACUAAAGAGCUGCAGCGUCCAGCCACCAACAUCAUUUUGCGGACGCAUACAGAGCCAUCCAAAGACCUUGAAGAGGAGCGUCGCAAGGCGACUUUCAACGUCCAAGAGCUCGCUUAUGUCUUAAAUGGUGGCAAGGAGCUUCUGGAGAAGAAGCAACGAUUUGCCGAAAUCCUGUCAAAGACACCUUGGGGCGACAAGAGCAGGCGAUACUUUCUGGGCCGCGAGGAGGAGUACGUGGGAGGCCUACGAGCCGCACUUGGCAUCUGGGAGAAGAUGAAGACUGAGGGCCUUGGUCUAGAUGAUGGGGCUCUGAUGCGCACGCUGGUGGACUUCCCGGGCGGCCUGGAGUUGCACAUUGGGAUGUUCAUUCCUUCAAUUCUCUCCCAGGGCAGUCCCGAGCAGCAGGCGAAGUGGAUGCCACUCUGCAUGGGGCUGAGGCUGGGCAUUCACAACAGGAUUAUUGGCACAUAUGCCCAAACGGAGCUAGGUCACGGCACGUUCGUACGUGGCCUGGAGACGACGGCGACGUACGACAGACAGGUGACUCCCGAGGGGCGCUAUGUGCCACCGCCGCCCUCGAACAGCAAGGCGUCGUACGCCACCAUGGUGUUCGUACGGGCCGACAUUGUGAAGAACGCCGGGUCGUCGCUCGGUCGCGCGGUGACGAUAGCAACGCGGUAUGCUGCCGUACGCCGCCAGACUGCCCCUGCACCGGGGGAACGGGAGCUGCAGGUAUACAAUACAAGCAAGGGGAAUGUGACACGUCGGCGUGUGUGUAUGCGUGUAUGUAUGUCACGGGGGGUAGAGGUUUUGGACUAUCAGAAUUGCUCGGCCACCUUGCUUCCCCUGAUCGCGUCGUCGUACGCGCUGUACUUCAUGGGGGAGUCCAUGAUGGCCAUGUACCGCCAGUUUGAGAGGGACCGCGACCGCGGGGAGUUUGGGGCGCUGCCGGAGCUGCAUGCCCUGUCAUCCGGACUUAAGGUGUGGGGUGGGUGGCUGGAUGUGUGGGCCCUGUGCACUUGGAUUACUGCGGAUGGCAUUGAGGAGUGUCGUCGUACUUGUGGAGGCCACGGAUACAGCAAACUGUCGGGGCUACCGACCCUGUUUCAAAACUACGUGCAGAAUGUGACGUGGGAGGGCGACAACAACGUGUUGUGUCUCCAGACGGCGAGGUACCUCCUCAAGGACGCGAAGGGCCCUGUGGGAAGAGAGCUUCUGACUUACUGGCGAUUUACCUUUCGGAAACGCACGCAAACCCACUUCGCCCCUUCUUUACUACCCGUCACCGCCCGCAUACUAAGUACGUACAUACAUACGCACGUACAGGCGCUGGCGGGUGUCCACAAGGGCACGUCGGCCUCUGGCAGCGCCUCCUACCUGAACGAGGUGGCGCGGGAGCUGGCCCCGGCCAGCCGCUGUACCGCCGCAUGUGACGAGUGCUGGCUGAGUCCGGAGGUGGCGGCAGGUGCGUUGAGACACGCGGCGGCGCGCAGCGUCGCGGCGGCGGCGGCGACGUUGACUUCGGCGACCGGUGGCAAGCUGGUGUUUGAGGGUCGGCCCUGGAACGAGAACACGGUGGACUCCAUCCGGGCAGCUAAGGCGCACUGCACCUUCAUCCUGCACCAGACCUUCAUCAAGAGCAUCGAACAACUGGAGGAAGCUGCCGCCUCCACCUCCGCGACCACUCCGGGCCAGGCCGUGGGUUCCUCAACUGCUGCGGUGCUAAGGCAGUUAGCGGCGCUGUUCGCCCUGGAGCAGUUGGAGCGGGAGGGCGGUGUGGCGGCAUUGCUGGAGGACGGCUACCUGAGCGCCGCCCAGGCGGCCUCGCUUCGGCGACGUCACCGGCUGCUGCUGACCGCCCUGCGGCCCAACGCGGUGGCGCUGGUGGACGCAUUCGCCUUCCCCGACUAUCUGCUCAACUCCGCUCUGGGACGGGCCGAUGGAGACGUGUACCGAGGUCUGCUGGACAUGGCCCCCGCUGACGCCACCACCGCCACCACAUCCUUCGUUAUGACUAGAUCCGAAAAGUUAAUCUGCUUCAGGCCUGCGGGCCAGCACCUCCACUGCCGCUACAAGCUCCUUCAGGGGAUGAGUGCCGCAGGUCCUCACCUGGCUGGCUGUGUCACCAGGCGGGGGGGGGACUCUGACACAUGCUUGCUGUGUGUGUGGGUGCUGUGGGAGGCAGGGUCGGUGCUGGGAGAGGGCCCCGAGCUGGGGGCCUUUGAAAUCAGGGACCUCGCCGCGACAGGCACUCAUCCCCUGGAGGAGCUUGUAGUGGCAGUGGAGGUGCUGGCCAGCCGGGCUGAUGCAGCUGUGGAGGUGGUCUGGGAAACACUCCAGUCCCUGUUGAGCAGUGACCCAUGGGUCAGGGAGGCGCCUGAGCUUGGUGGUGUGGCUACUAAAUAA
This is a messenger RNA of Volvox carteri f. nagariensis, 2439 nucleotides long. RefSeq lists its product as uncharacterized. Gene Ontology annotation, biological process: fatty acid beta-oxidation using acyl-CoA oxidase; lipid homeostasis. The coding region runs from base 1 to 2439 and encodes 812 amino acids. Gene Ontology annotation, cellular component: peroxisome. The transcript is spliced from 18 exons. The record is from RefSeq and is a predicted model, not a curated record. Gene Ontology annotation, molecular function: fatty acid binding; acyl-CoA oxidase activity; FAD binding. Lineage: Eukaryota; Viridiplantae; Chlorophyta; Chlorophyceae; Chlamydomonadales; Volvocaceae.